GUGAGAUCAUCGGGGGAAAGGAAGCCGAGCUGCACUCCAGACCCUACAUGGCCUAUCUACUUAUAAAAAAAGAUAACAAAAACAGUUACUGCGGCGGGUUCCUGGUGGCGGAGAACUUUGUGCUGACGGCUGCUCACUGCCAGGGAGAUGCGACCCUCAUGUUUAUCUUCAUCUUUCCUAUGUCACAGCUGGCGAAGGCUGCAAAGCGGAACAAAUUUGUGAAGACCAUCGCCCUGCCUGAAGCCAAUACCAUCGCCCUGCCUGAAGCCAAUGUAGGGGUGGAGUCUGAGACCGUGUGUAGUGUGGCCGGCUGGGGCCGCACUAUCGCUAACGAUAGUUCAUCUGGUGCCAACGCGCUGCGGGAGGUGGACGUGGAGGUGCUGGAGGAUGACGAGUGCUCCAAGUAUGCUAAGUCCGACCCGGCGACCAUGCUGUGUGCGGGGCACCCAGAGAAGUGCAGAGAUUCUGCAAAGGGCGACUCUGGUGGCCCCCUGGUGUGUGAUGGAAAAGCCCAGGGCAUCGUCUCCCGGGCAUCCGAAGAAGGGACUCCCCCUAAUGUGUACACAAGAGUCUCCGCUUUCCUCAGCUGGAUCCAGGAUGAAAUGGGUCGGUUGCAGCUCUAA
Molecule: messenger RNA, 623 nt
Organism: Pelodiscus sinensis (Chinese soft-shelled turtle)
Lineage: Eukaryota; Metazoa; Chordata; Testudines; Trionychidae
Source: RefSeq, a predicted model, not a curated record